UACAUAAGCUGAAGUUGGGUGCAUGGUAGCAUAACACUAACAUAGCAUUACAUUUUACAUUAGCAGUAGCAGAGAAGCGAAAGUUACAAAACUAGAAAAAUAAAACAAAAAGGACAAGUGAGAAACUGAAGCACGGGUACGUCUUUGUCUUUUUGCAUCUACCAUUGGAGACGGUGCUUGUCUCUCUGUGUUGUUUCCAUUCACCUCUCUGAACUCACUACCAUAGUUAACCGUAAAAUAUAACGCCAUUGCCACUGCCAUUGUGGUCACCCAUUCCAUUCAACCUUUUUUUUUGUUGCUUCCUCCUUGUCUCUUCCAUAUACUCUAGUCUUGUCUCUUCAAUCAACGAGGUGUAUAUGUAUUCUUCAUCGUAACUCAGCUACUGUUUUUGAAGUUCUCCACUACUACUACAUAGUCCAUAGCUAAAGCACGCUGCUUUUUCUCAUUUUUUAUCUGCAUCGUGCAUGAUGUUGUUGUUCAGUCAUUUUCUUUUAUCUUUAUAAAGUUUUAAAUUUGUGAGUUGAGUCCAUUCACUACGGAAAGCUCAUGUGUAUGCUCCGUGUUUAAUGGAUCGCUAACUUGGAGCUGCAAAAACAUCCAGUGCCACAUGCUGGUUUCUUUAGAUGCGUGUACAUAAAUACUUCCACGAGGGAUUUUGCACAUGAUCGAGCUCGAUCUAUGAAGAGUUGCUUGGCAUUCAUUCAUUGCUCACUGAACUUGUCGCUCUCUGCUCUCCAAGGCAUUUACGGUGAUCGUGUAGUUCUCGCUAAAAUCUUAUUUGGAAAUAGAAAACAGACCACCACGUUAUGACCAACUUCAAGUUAGGCGUAGAUGUGGUUAGUGCUCACAAUCUAUUACCUAAAGAUGGACUAGGUUCAUCCAAUGCCUUUGUGGAACUUUAUUUUGAUGGCCAGAAGUAUCGUACGACCAUCAAAGAAAAGGAUCUUAACCCUGUUUGGAAUGAGAGCUUCUACUUUAACAUAUCUGACCCUUCUAAUCUUCACUAUCUCUCACUUGAGGUCUAUGUCCACAGUCAUUCAAAGGCUACUAACUCCAUUUCAUUUCUUGGCAAGGUUAGCCUUACUGGGACUUCUUUUGUCCCAUACUCUGAUGCAGUUGUCUUGCAUUAUCCAUUGGAAAAGCGUGGUAUUUUCUCUCGUGUAAGAGGAGAGAUUGGUCUUAAAGUUUACAUCACUGAUGACCCAACCAUAAAAUCAUCUGUUCCAACUCCUGUUGUUGAUUCCAUGCCAACCAAUAAUCUUAGCUCAACACAUGCAGAAGUUCGAGCACCUGCAAGCGCAAUGGCAAACAGUUUACCAAAUGAAAAGGUUGAGUCAAGGCACACAUUCCAUCAUCUUCCUAACGCAAACCACCACCAGCACCAGCACCAUCACCAGCAGCAUUCAACUGGCUUUGCUGAUGCUCAUUAUGUAACAAAGUAUGAAGCUGAUGAAAUGAAAUCUGAACCACGACCCAUGAAGCUAGUACGUACUGGUACAUCAGCACAACCAGUUGAUUUUGCACUUAAAGAAACUAGUCCAUAUCUGGGCGGGGGAAGAGUUGUUGGUGGUCGCGUUAUUCAUAAAGACAAAACAGCUAGUACGUAUGAUCUUGUAGAAAGGAUGUAUUUUCUGUAUGUCAGGGUUGUCAAGGCUCGUGAGCUUCCUGCUAUGGAUAUUACUGGGAGUCUUGAUCCAUUUGUUGAGGUGAGAAUUGGCAAUUACAAGGGCAUUACCAGACACUUUGAUAAGAAUCAGAGUCCAGAAUGGAACCAGGUGUUUGCCUUUUCAAAGGACCGGAUGCAAGCAUCCAUACUAGAUGUUGUGAUAAAGGACAGGGAUCUCAUCAAAGAUGAUUUUGUUGGCAUUGUGAGGUUUGACAUCAAUGAGGUUCCUUUGAGAGUCCCACCAGAUAGCCCUUUAGCUCCGGAGUGGUACCGUCUUGAGGACAAGAAAGGGGAGAAGAUUAAAGGUGAGUUGAUGCUUGCUGUCUGGAUUGGUACUCAAGCAGAUGAGGCUUUUUCAGAUGCAUGGCAUUCAGAUGCAGCCACACCUGUUGACAGCACACAUGCUAUCUCUGCAGUGAUGCGUUCAAAGGUGUAUCAUGCGCCAAGGUUAUGGUACGUGCGUGUCAAUAUUGUGGAGGCACAAGACUUGGUUCCUACAGAAAAAAAUCGUUUCCCAGAUGUGUAUGCCAAGGUGCAGAUAGGAAACCAAGUGCUGAAAACAAAGACAGUUCCGGCACGGACGCUGAGCGCACUCUGGAAUGAGGAUCUUUUAUUUGUUGCUGCUGAACCUUUUGAAGAUCAUUUAAUCAUUUCGGUUGAAGAUCGGGUUAGUCCUGGAAAAGAUGAAAUCAUUGGGAGGGUCAUCAUACCACUGAACUCUGUGGAGAGGCGUGCGGAUGAUAGAAUCAUUCAUUCUCGAUGGUUCAACUUGGAAAAGCCAGUUGCUAUAGAUGUUGAUCAGUUGAAGAAGGAAAAGUUCUCAAGCAGAAUUCAGCUCCGGUUAUGCCUAGAUGGAGGAUAUCAUGUUCUUGACGAGUCUACUCAUUAUAGCAGUGAUCUCCGUCCCACAGCAAAGCAAUUGUGGAAGCCACCAAUUGGGGUUUUAGAGCUUGGAGUACUGAAUGCUGUAGGACUCCACCCAAUGAAAACAAGGGAUGGUAGAGGCACAUCUGACACAUACUGUGUAGCAAAAUAUGGUCACAAAUGGGUCAGAACAAGGACCAUUGUUGACAAUCUGAGUCCAAAAUACAACGAGCAAUACACUUGGGAGGUUUUUGAUCAUGCCACAGUUCUUACAGUUGGUGUCUUCGACAACAGCCAGAUCGGGGAAAAGGGUAACGGUACUUCGAAGGACUUGAAAGUUGGGAAGGUCAGAAUUCGCAUCUCUACUUUAGAAACAGGCAGGAUUUACACUCACUCAUAUCCAUUGUUGGUUCUUCACCCAACUGGGGUUAAGAAGAUGGGUGAACUUCACUUGGCAAUACGGUUUUCAUGCACUUCUUUGGCAAACAUGCUUUACUUGUACUCAUGUCCACUGCUGCCUAAAAUGCACUACGUUAGGCCUUUCUCUGUGACACAGCUAGACAUGCUACGCCAUCAAGCAAUGAACAUAGUGGCAGCACGACUCGGCCGAGCAGAGCCACCACUUCGCAAGGAAGUGGUGGAAUAUAUGUCAGAUGUGGACUCUCACCUUUGGAGCAUGCGGCGAAGCAAGGCGAAUUUCUUCAGACUGAUGACUGUCUUCUCUGGUGUGUUCGCAGUUGGGAAGUGGUUCGGUGAUAUCUGCAUGUGGAGAAAUCCUAUCACAACAGUGCUGGUUCAUGUGCUGUUUCUCAUGCUUGUGUGCUUCCCAGAAUUGAUCUUGCCCACUGUUUUUCUCUACAUGUUUUUGAUUGGGGUGUGGAACUUCAGAUAUAGACCAAGGUACCCUCCUCACAUGAACACAAGAAUCUCACAAGCUGAGGCAGUGCACCCUGAUGAACUGGAUGAAGAGUUUGACACUUUCCCAACGAGCAGAAGCCCAGACCUUGUGAGAAUGAGGUAUGAUCGCUUGAGGAGUGUGGCUGGAAGGAUUCAAACAGUGAUUGGGGAUUUGGCCAGCCAGGGAGAAAGGAUUCAGGCACUGUUAAGCUGGAGAGACCCUCGUGCUACAUCCUUAUUUAUUACGUUGUGUCUUCUAUCUGCGUUGGUGCUCUACGUUACCCCUUUUCAAGCUGUGGCUGGUUUGGCAGGUUUCUACAUCAUGAGGCAUCCAAGGUUUCGCCACAGGCUGCCAUGUGUCCCAAUCAACUUUUUCCGACGCCUCCCCGCAAGAACAGACAGUAUGUUGUAGAGUUGCUGUAUACUGUAGUGCUAGUGUAAGUGAUGCUUCAAAUAAGUUUUUUUUUUUUUUUUUUUUUUCCUUUUUAUUGUUUUAUCUGCUAUUGCUGAAUAUGUUUUUAUCAUGUAACGCAAAACUUUCUGAUAUUUCCUUGCAAACUCAAGCUGGACAGGACUUCUGAUUUGUAUGUGGAUUGCUUUGAUGCAUGCAAAUCAAUAAGAAUUUAGUAGAAUUAUCUUUCUUCUA
Molecule: messenger RNA, 4073 nt
Organism: Vigna radiata var. radiata (mung bean)
Lineage: Eukaryota; Viridiplantae; Streptophyta; Magnoliopsida; Fabales; Fabaceae
Product: FT-interacting protein 1
Exons: 3
Coding region: 807-3839 (1010 amino acids)
Source: RefSeq, a predicted model, not a curated record